Molecule: messenger RNA, 1157 nt
Organism: Brienomyrus brachyistius
Lineage: Eukaryota; Metazoa; Chordata; Actinopteri; Osteoglossiformes; Mormyridae
Product: tissue factor-like
Exons: 6
Coding region: 109-1011 (300 amino acids)
Biological process (GO): blood coagulation
Cellular component (GO): membrane
Molecular function (GO): protein binding
Source: RefSeq, a predicted model, not a curated record
CCAGGCCACUCAUUGUACGUUUCGCCAGUAGGUGAUAUAAGCCCAUGAAGUAAUCAGCAUUUCGCACUUUCGUCUGCGGCAGCAAGUACACCUGACGUAAAGGCUGGGAUGUAUUCUAAAAAUUGUCUAUCGGACAUAUGGAUCAUGACGGAUAUCAGGAUUUCCUUUAAAUUACUGUGCGUUUUGUUCCUUCUCUUUGGCAAGAAUGCAGGCAUGAACACUUACCCCAAGGCGGAGGGUGUUACCUGGACUUCUUCUGAUUUUAAGACAAUAUUAAAAUGGGGUCCUGAACCAGUCAACUACACCUAUACUGUUGAAGUUUAUCGCCAGGGCAAAGAUGGAGAGAAGAAUGAACACUGUAUCCGGACUGAGAAGACAGACUGCGAUUUGACCAGCAUGCUGGUUGACCUGAAUGCCACAUACAUUGCUGAUAUUCUGUCUGAGCCCCUGCCGGGCACGCCUAGCGAUGCAGUGGAGCCCCCGUACACCAAAUCUCCUCCAUUCUGCCCCUACUAUGACACCGAAAUCGGAGCUCCUCACUUCAGGAUUAAUGUGACCCAAGACAAAAGCAAAAUUACACUUGAUAUUGAAGACCCUGUCACUGCCAUCUACAGUGGGAGGAGGCUGCUUAACAUACGGGACAUAUUCAAGAAUGAUCUGCAGUAUAAAGUCUUCUAUAGGAAAGCACAAAGCACUGGAAAGAGGGAGAAAACUACAAGCAGUAGCAAGGUGGUGCUGGAUGUGGACAGGGGUGUGAGCUACUGCUUCAAUGUGCAGGCGUAUGUACCAUCCCGCCUCGGGACUAAGCAGGAUGGGAAGUUAAGCAGCAUGCGGUGCUCGCCGGACAGAGACAAAUCUAUAUUCGAAGAAUACAGCAUUGGUGUGAUCGCAGGAGGCAUCGUGCUGGUCAUUGUGCUGAUAGGGACCAUCACUCUGACUGUGGUAUACUGCAGACGCAGAAAGAGAGGCAAGGAUGCAGGAAAAGAAGCAGUACCUCUGAAGAAGGUGUGAGAGGCAAAGCCUUCCACCCGUGUCAUGGGGACAUGGUACGACUGAGUCGGAUCCACAAACCCUUCUACAUUCCUUUGCCAAACACUGGAAUUCUUUGUUUUGUUUCUGAGAAACUUUGGCAGCCCGCUAAUGAAAUAACAUGAAAC